AUGCUCAGGUCGGCCGCGGGGUGCCUGUGGCGGCGCGCUUUGGCCCCUGGGGCCCGCCUCCUCGAUGUCCAGCGCGCAGCUCUGUCCGGAUCGGCCCCCUUGGGGGCUUGCGGACUGAAUGCCGAUCAGGAGGAGUUCCGCCGAUUGGCGGAGACGUUCGCGGCUGGCGAGCUGAUGCCGCACGGCGCCGCGUGGGACGCGGGCGAGGUGUUCCCAGUGGAGACGUUCAGGAAGGCGGCGGGCCUGGGCUUCGCGGGGAUGGGAGUGGAUGGGCGGUACGGGGGCGCCGGGCUGGGCUGCGCGGACGCGGCCGUGAUCCUGGAGGCGCUGGCCUACGGGGACGUGCCGGCGGCGGCGUACCUAUCGAUUCACAACAUGGUGGCCGGGGCGAUCGCCAGGUUCGGCUCAGACCGACAGAAGGAGGAGCUGCUGCCUGCGCUGACCAGCAUGGACCGCCUGUGCUCCUAUUGCCUCACGGAGCCGGGGAGCGGUAGCGACGCCGCGUCGCUCGCGACAACGGCCAGGAAACAGGACGGCGCUUACGUUCUCAACGGCACCAAGGCGUUCAUCAGCGGAGCGGGGGUGGCGGACCUCUACCUGGUCAUGGCGCGCACCGGGGGUAGCGGGCCUGGAGGCAUCUCGAGCUUCUUGGUGGACAAGGGGGUGGAGGGGUUGAGCUUUGGCAAGCAGGAGGACAAGCUGGGGUGGCGAUCACAGCCCACGAAGAUGGUCAUCUUUGAUGGCGUGCGAGUGGCGGAGGGCGCCCGCCUGGGGCCAGAAGGAGAAGGUUUCAAGAUCGCCAUGUCCUCAUUGGACAGGGGCCGCAUUAACAUAGCCGCCGUGGGCGUGGGCGGCGCCCAAUUCUGCCUCGACGCUGCGAUGCGCUACUCGAAGGAGAGGAAACAGUUCGGCAAGGAGAUUGGGCAGUUCCAGAGCAGCCAAUUCAAAUUGUCGGACAUGGUCACGAGGCUCCAUGGGUCGCGGCUGAUGGUCAGGAGCGCAGCUCGGGCUGCCGACGAGCAGUCGGCAACCGCCACACUGGAGGCCGCCAUGGCCAAGCGCUUUGCGACGGACGCCUGCUUCCAGGUCGCCAAUGACGCCAUGCAGCUGCUGGGAGGGUACGGCUACCUGAGGGACUACCCAGUCGAGAGGUACUUCAGGGAUUUGAGGGUGCUGUCCAUACUGGAGGGCACUAACGAAAUCAUGCGCGUGGUCAUUUCUAAGGAAAUGGAAAAAUUGUUCGGCGAGAAAUAG
Molecule: messenger RNA, 1254 nt
Organism: Ostreobium quekettii
Lineage: Eukaryota; Viridiplantae; Chlorophyta; Ulvophyceae; Bryopsidales; Ostreobiaceae
Source: the annotation of a GenBank genome assembly